ACACACACACAAAGAGACAUAACAAAGAACUUCUCUAAUUCUCUCUGUGUGGCCUCCGAGAGAGUCCCUUUGUUCUUGGCGCCUCUGAGAGAGUCUCUUUGUUCUUGGCUUCGCUCUUCCACUACCUGAGUUGAGUUUCCUUUCGAGACGAUCUUGUAUUCUGAUUUUGUAUAAUGGGUGGACGUUUGAUUGAUGUUAACCAGGAACUUCCCUUUUCUAAUGCUGCUCGCACUGUGGUCUUAGUUGGACGCACUGGUAAUGGAAAAAGUGCAACAGGCAACAGCAUUCUUGGCAAAAACGCCUUCAAGGCCAAGCGUAGCUCUAGUGGUGUCACGACCACUACUGAAUUGAAGACUGCUAUCUUGAGAGAUGGACAACAAAUUAAUGUUAUAGACACUCCUGGUCUUUUUGAUAAUUCUGCCAAAUCAGACUUUAUUAGCAAAGAAAUUGCCAAAUGCAUUACAUUGGCCGAGGAUGGAAUCCAUGGUGUUCUUGUGGUUCUCUCAACUAGAACUCGCUUUACAAAAGAAGAAGAGUCUGCAAUCCGUAGCUUGGAAACUCUAUUUGGAAGUAAAAUCUUUGACUAUAUGAUUGUUGUCUUUACGGGAGGAGAUGAGCUUGAAGAAGAUGAGACUUUGGAAGAUUAUUUGGGCCGUGAUUGCCCGGAGCAUUUGAAGGAAAUCCUUGGUCUCUGUGGAAAUCGCUGUGUGCUUUUUGAUAACAAGUCUAAGGAUGAAAGCAAGAGGGUUGAACAAGUGCAGCGGCUUCUCUCGCUUGUAAACUUGGUUAUAGCUCAGAAUGGUGGGAGGCCAUACACGGAUGAGAUAUUUGCUGAAGUGAAGAAAUUUCGUGAUCAACAAGAAGAGGUUGCUUCGAAGGGGUAUUCAAAACAAGAAAUAUCUCGUUUGAAUGAGCAGAUACAGCUUGCACAUGAUCAGCAGCUUAAACAAAUUACUGAGAUGAUUGAUUUAAAGAUGAAAGAGAAAACCAUGAUGCUUGAACAAAAGUUAGCAGAUGAACGUGCUGCAAGACUAAGAGCAGAAGAGACUACCCAAGAGGCUCAACAAAGGUCUGAGGAUGUAAUCCGAAAGAUUAGAAACGAUCUUGCAAACACGCCUGAGCCUAAGCAGCCAAAAUGCACGGAGAGGUGUGCUAUUAUGUAAUGAUUGAUAGGCUAUGUGGUAAGGAGAUAGUGGAGUUUGUGGCAACUGGCUGCGAUGUCUGGUCGAUAAUGGCUAUGGUAUCCUGUGUAAAUGUGGAAGAUGCUGGCUCACAGUUGGACGUUUAAUAUCUAAACUCUUGAACUGUGUAGGAAUAAUGUUGUAAGUAUAUUCAUCUCUUAAGAAGGGUUAUAUAGUACUACAACCAUGUACAUAUAAAGAAAAGUAAUUAAUUCUGAUCUAAGUCAA
This is a messenger RNA of Rosa chinensis, 1409 nucleotides long. Its product is annotated as immune-associated nucleotide-binding protein 9. The record is from RefSeq and is a predicted model, not a curated record. The coding region runs from base 174 to 1163 and encodes 329 amino acids. The transcript is spliced from 6 exons. NCBI's taxonomy places the organism in Eukaryota, Viridiplantae, Streptophyta, Magnoliopsida, Rosales, Rosaceae. Gene Ontology annotation, molecular function: GTP binding.